UGUUUCAUCCACUUUGUCAUACAUAAUGAGUAAGCGAGUCUUCUUAAAUUAUAAUAAACUCAAAAUUAUAGAAACAUAAAGGCGAGAAUCAAACAAAAUUUUAAGCUAAAAUUUUAGCUACAUGACCAAGAAGACCAAAUCUCUAACGACAUGGCAUGCUCCUCAGAGUGUGUUCUGUUCUCAGCAUUCCUCCCUCCAACGUAUAUGGCCUUCUUGCUUCUGUUAUCGUCGACCUCCUCUACUUGCUCCCUUCUCCUUUUCUUUUUGUUCCCCUCAAAGCUUGUCUCUUCUCCUCCCUGCAGAUUGUUUCAAAAUACGUACAUCAGAUAGAAUCAACAUGGAACUUCCAGUGGAUGAAGAUAUUACAAGAGAUUUCAUCAUUCUUAUAGGUAACUACCUUGCUUUUAUGAUUUCCGUUCUGCGGGGGACUUCCUUUCUGAAUGGGAACUUCCUCUCGCGGCGCUUAUCAGCUGCUGGUUUGGGUGCUCCAUUCCCAUUUUGGUGUUCUCGUUUUAUCCGACCUGGGUUGUUUUUCUUAUUACUGUCCUCCUUGGAAGGCCGCACACUUCCCUCCACAGCGUCUUCCACACUGGAGAGUGGAGCUUCCUCUACAGAUUCUACGUCUUUCUCACUGGACAGCGGAGCUUGCUCUGUAGACUGCACAGCUUCAGCAGCUGCGGCAGUAGGAAAAGGGUUUCUUCGGUUGAGAAGCGAAAGAGGCACUCUCCACUCCAGUCCACGGCGCCAUUCCCAUUUUCCUCUCCGAGCUCCAAAUUCUAGUCUAACCUCUCGGAUCAAUACAGCAAACUGCUGAUUAGGUACUUAAAGGGCUAAAGCAUCUAAGGGCUGUCUCUACUCUUUUGCACGAUUUUGCAGCCGGCGAUGGAGUCCAAUUCUUCCAGGAGAACGAGCAGAGAGUCCCGAGUAAUGGAUAAGGAGCCGCAGAAUAUAAUUGUCAAAGUCCUGGGCAUGGAUGGGAGCAGCAUCCUGUUCAGAAUUAAUCAAGCUACCCCAUUGCGGAGGCUGAUGCUAUCGUACUGUGACUGGAAAGAGCUGGUAGUUGACGAUGUUUAUUUUUUGCAUAAUGGCCGCCGUUUGCUUCGUGAUGAUACGGCUCAGAAGCUAAAUAUGACGGAUGGAGAUGUUAUCCAUGAGUUCGUUCACCAGACAGGAUCUUAGCUAUAGCUGGGCUGGUAUGGAUAAAGAUUGUGAUACAUUAUUCUUGCCCUACGUGCCUCUGCAGCCAUCGUUUCUGCUCCUUUCUCUCUUGCCUUGUGUGAAUAAGAGACUACUUGUGGUAUGGAUUUACGUUGUUCAUUGUUCUAUCUAUCUAUCUAUGUGUAGAGCGUAUUUUCUUUUGGUAUCAGUGAAUCGGGAAGACAUUUCAUCUGUGUACAACCCUCCUCUUUCCUUAAAACCUUAACUGGGUUGGUCUAGUCAUUUGCUCCCAUCAUUGGCCGGGUAAUUUUGUAUUGUUAUUUAUUUAAUUGGAGAGAACUUAAGCUAAGCGUU
This is a messenger RNA of Linum tenue, 1512 nucleotides long. NCBI's taxonomy places the organism in Eukaryota, Viridiplantae, Streptophyta, Magnoliopsida, Malpighiales, Linaceae. The record is from the annotation of a GenBank genome assembly.